Molecule: messenger RNA, 1104 nt
Organism: Carya illinoinensis
Lineage: Eukaryota; Viridiplantae; Streptophyta; Magnoliopsida; Fagales; Juglandaceae
Product: auxin-responsive protein IAA14-like
Exons: 5
Coding region: 153-872 (239 amino acids)
Biological process (GO): regulation of DNA-templated transcription
Cellular component (GO): nucleus
Molecular function (GO): protein binding
Source: RefSeq, a predicted model, not a curated record
UAGCUAAGAAACAUAAUAAUAGAAGGAAGAGGACACAAAGAGAGAAGCAAGAAAAUUAAGCACUCUCACCAACAAAAGCAGAUAUAGAUAGAGGCCGAAGCAAAACCCUUGAAAGUUUCUGAAGCAUUCUUGGCCACACCUGGAAUUCUCUCAUGGAAGUUAGCCGGAAAAUGGCGAACAUGCUGGGCACCGACCGUGAUUUGAACUUUAAGGAGACUGAGCUGUGUCUGGGGCUUCCUGGUGGGGGUGGGAGCGAGCCUGAGACUACGAAAGCUACUGGAAAGAGAGGGUUUUCAGAGACUGUUGACCUGAAGCUUAACCUUCAAUCUAAGGAGGACAGCAUGAAGAAUGCUUCAAAGGCAAAUAACCAGCUCCUUCCUUGCACCAAGGAUCCGGCUAAGCCACCUGCCAAGGCACAAGUUGUGGGUUGGCCACCAGUGAGAUCGUGCAGGAAGAACAUCAUGAUGGCUCAGAAGAAUACAAGUGAGGAAGGAAAGAAGGUAAAUGGCAGUGCGGCCUUAGUGAAGGUUUGCAUGGACGGUGCGCCAUAUCUUCGUAAAGUGGACUUGAAAAUGUACAAGAGCUACCAAGAACUAUCCGAUGCCUUGGCCAAGAUGUUCAGUUCCUUCACCAUGGGCAAUUAUGGGGCCCAAGGAAUGAUUGACUUCAUGAAUGAAAGCAAGUUAAUGGAUCUUCUGAACAGUUCCGAGUAUGUGCCAACCUAUGAAGACAAGGAUGGCGACUGGAUGCUUGUGGGCGAUGUUCCAUGGGAGAUGUUUGUUGAGUCAUGCAAGCGCCUGCGCAUAAUGAAAGGAUCAGAAGCUAUUGGGCUUGCCCCAAGAGCCAUGGAGAAGUGCAAGAACCGAAGCUGAACUACGAAGGCUUAAUUAGCCUGCAGGCAAGGCCUGCUAGCUUGUUGCAAGCGUAAUUACAGAGUUUUCAUUGAUUGUGUCUGUAAUUUUUAUUUGAUGGUAUAUAGAUAUAUAAAUAUUAUAAAGAAUAUGCAUGCAUGGACAUGAUCUGUAAUAGACAAGAAGCAAUGAACUGCCCUAUUGUCUGCCUUGUUUAUUGCUAAUGGAUUGUUUAAUAAUCACCUAUUUUGUA